Trypanosoma brucei brucei TREU927 is the source of this 1587-nucleotide messenger RNA. RefSeq lists its product as hypothetical. NCBI's taxonomy places the organism in Eukaryota, Euglenozoa, Kinetoplastea, Trypanosomatida, Trypanosomatidae. The transcript has a single exon. The record is from RefSeq and is a predicted model, not a curated record. The coding region runs from base 1 to 1587 and encodes 528 amino acids.
AUGGCUUGGCGCACAAUUCGUCGUUUUACUCGUCGGUCCCCUCGCCGUUGUGUUUCCUUAACCGUGGGAAGCGCUGCCGUGGCAACAUCACUGCUAAUGGUUCCCCCAUUGGAAUAUGUUCCAGCUCCGCUGCUGCCUUCCCGCGUGCUGUUGGAUGGCGUCGGCCGCGUGUUUCGCUGUGCAUAUGUUAGCGGGUGCAUCUUCGUUGACUACGCGUGGAGUCUUCAUGGCGUGGAGGAUCAAGAGAGGUGGAAUGAGGUUCACCUUCGCAGCGCCUCCCGUUUAGUGAAACUUGCUGAGACAAACGGUGGCCUUUAUGUGAAGGUAGGGCAGGUUUUCGCUAAUCUGAACCAUGUCCUACCCCCGCAGUACUGCUCGGUGAUGGCGGUGUUGCAAGACAACGUGGCCAAGCGGCCCUUUACGGAGGUGAUGGCGGUGUUGGAGCACGAUCUCGACAGGCCUGUUGACGAAAUAUUCGAAGUGAUUGAUCCCAAACCACUUGCCGCCGCUUCCCUUGCGCAAGUGCACCGAGGGAAACUCAGGAAGGAGGGUAUCGAUGUUGCGGUAAAGGUUCAGUACAUAGACAUCGCGCAGCGCUUUAAAGGUGAUAUGCGCACGAUCCAACUCAUGCUGAAUAUUGCUGGGUUCUUCUUUCGUGGUUAUGAUCUCUCAGGAAUUGUUUCCAAGCUUAACAAAACCGUUGGGAACGAGUUAGAUUUUGCACUAGAAGCGGACAACUGCGAGCGGGGCGCACGGGAUCUAAAAGCCGGUGGAUUCGGGGACCGUGUUGUUACCCCCGAGGUGCUGCGAUUAUAUUCCACCCGUCGAGUUCUGACGACGCGCCUGAUCAAAGACGCUGCGAGGAUAACAGAUAUAAGUAGGCUAAUGGAGUUGGGUAUUGAACCCAAGAUGGUUGCAUCAUGGCUCUAUGACGCACUCUCGUAUCAGCUAUUUGUUUCGGGCUUCGUACAUGGUGAUCCGCACGCGGGGAAUAUUUUAGUGCAUCGUCUACCGAACGGGAAACCGCAGGUAGUUCUAUUAGAUUUCGGCCUCUGUACGGAGUUAACGGAUGAAAUGCGGAGGGAUUUGGCUACUAUUUGGACCUCCUCCGUGACACAUGACACCGCGACACUGAAAAGGAUAUCCGAAAAGUUUGGUAUUGAGGACUACGCAUUACUUGCCUCUUGUUUCUUACAGCACCCGUAUGAAUUGUUUACCGCGGAGGGGCGCGUGAUGACAAAAAUGACGAAGGGACUUAUGCAAGAUCAAAUGCGAAACCAGAUGGACAAGAUCAACGAAAUAGUUUAUGAACUUCCCAAAGAGUACUCGUUAGUCUUGCGGAACAUCAUGGCAGCAAAGGCGAUAAACAAGGUACUGAAUGAUCCUGUAAACAGGCCUUUGCGGAUGCUUCGUUACUCGGCAAGAAUUUGCAAUGAGGAUAGAUCUCAAUGGUACGUGUUACUGCUAAUGCUUCGCGCAUGGUGGUCAGAACUAAUCUCUUCCAUUCAACUUGCAUAUGCAAGGUGGCGCUAUCCGGAACUACUAACUGCACUUGAUGACUCCCUGCAGCUGCAACUUAGCGGUUAG